This is a messenger RNA of Pectinophora gossypiella (pink bollworm), 5716 nucleotides long. It is a transcript of the gene BNIP3, whose product is annotated as BCL2/adenovirus E1B 19 kDa protein-interacting protein 3. Gene Ontology annotation, cellular component: mitochondrial envelope; mitochondrial outer membrane; nucleus. The record is from RefSeq and is a predicted model, not a curated record. Lineage: Eukaryota; Metazoa; Arthropoda; Insecta; Lepidoptera; Gelechiidae. Gene Ontology annotation, biological process: positive regulation of apoptotic process; mitochondrial outer membrane permeabilization. Bases 166 to 798 code for a protein of 210 amino acids. The transcript is spliced from 8 exons.
CUCCCCUUCGCAUCAAAACAGAAAACAAAGGAAUCACGGCGGUUCAGGACGUCCGAAGUCAAUCCGCCGAUUUUACUACGCAAAAAGUACGCGAAAAACAAUCGAAAAGUGAACGCUUUGUAAAGUAUAAAGUUCCCACGUGCAGUGUUUGCGUUCUACGCGAAAAUGGCUACUCGAAAACUGAAUACCAUCGAAGAUCUGAGCGAAGCGACUGCCAAACUGACCUUCCAACCCGAAGGGAAAACCAGCCAAAUUGCAGAAUCAUGGGUGGAGCUGAACUCUGGCAACGGCCUCGCAGCGGUCGAGAAUGAGUAUAUCAGACUGCUCCGCGAGGCUCAACGGGAGAGCCGGGACUCCUCCGUGAGGCACUCGCGAGCCUCCAGCGUCAAAGGCAGCCCGAAGUCCCCGCCAAACAGCCCCAACUUGGAGCCGUCGACGGAAGACGAGCUCAAGGGGGUCUACAUCAACUGCUGGAGAGACGACUCCAAUGACUGGGUUUGGGAGUGGAGCAGUCGACCUGACCAGUUGCCACCAAAGGACUGGCGGUUCAAGCACCCGACCAGCGCUCGAGGCCCGCCCUCGGCCACCUCCUCCAUCGAGGUGCUGGAGCAGCAGCUCACGGCUCCCAUCAUGCAUCAGAGCCACUGGCUGUCUGUGCGCCGCACGUGCCUGUGGUCGCGGCGCGCCGUGGCCGCCGUGUUCGUGACCAACGUGCUGUCGCUGCUGCUGGGGGCCGGCAUUGGGGUAUGGCUGAGUCGGCGAGGGUUGUUGCCUCCGCGGCUGAUCAUCCUGAACUAAGCACAAGACUGAGCGAUGUGGUUCGAUCGGGGCAUCAUCACAAGCACACACAAACACACACAAACAAACAAACAAAUAUUGGCCCAAAUGUUUGACCCGAAUCAUAUUUGGCCCACAUUGUUGAAAAUGUAACAAUGGUGCUAAUUCCUGUAAACACCAUCUAAUUUUAUUUUAAGUUAUAUCUGUCAUUUUCUUAUCCGUGUAAAAGGAAAGGGACGGGUAGUCAACAAGCAUAGAAUUUAUGGAACACACGUCAAUUUUAAGCACAAAUCUAAAACAACCGUCCAAAAAUUUUGCAUUGGCCAAUAACCCGACAGAAUUAUGUUGACAGCACACGUCAAACGGUUUGCAUACCAGCAAGAUAAUUCAGCGAGAGAUUUUAAUUCGCCCGGGUUAUUCAUUCAUUUACUCAUUCUUCCCAAAAUUAAGAGCUGUCAAUCAUCCGUCUCUUUCCUUUUCGGCGGAUAAGAAAAUGACAGGUAUAACUUAAAGUAAAAUUAAGAGGUGUCUGCAGGAAUCGGGGCCAAUAUUUGGCCAAUAUGUUGAAAUAAUUGCAUGAAUCGGUCAUAAUGCAGUAUUUGGCCUAAUGUUUCUAAAGCAAUAUUUAGGCCAAAUGUUAACAAAAAUGUAGUGCGAAUUAAUUGAACUCAAAUUUAGACAAGAUACAGUAAUAUUUGGAUUAAACAAUUUAAACAGUUGUCAAUAUUGAGCCAAAUAUUGCAUUUUGGCCGACUUAUGCAAUUUUGUCAACAUUCGGGCCAAAUAUUGAUCAGACUUAAUAACAGUUUGCAAACAUUUCGGUAAGAAAUGAUGUUAAAAAAAUGAUUAUUUUUAUUACAAUUGUGAUCUUUCAAAUUGUGCACGAAUGAUUAUUAUUAAUUUUAUUGUCAAUGAAUAAGUAAUAUUUCAGAAUUGAUACAUGAGACAAAAUAAUUUAUGGGAAAUUUUCUUGUGAUGUUGACUCGAAGCCACGUAGGAUGUAUUUAAGUUGAUAUAGGGUGUGUGACAACUAUACAAAUGAAGGACUUAGGGCUGAGAGUAAUCUCUAUAAACUGACUAAAACCAAAAUAAUAAAGCUCUGAUUGUUUAGGUUAAGUUAGAAAUAAUGUGGAUGUACCAUUUGAUAAACAAAAUGUACUUACGUACUUAUUUAAUUUACAAAAAAAAAAGAAUAUUUCACUCUGUGAAAAUUAAACCUUUUUGUUAACUAAAAAAUAAAUUAAUAUUAUUCAAAUCAUAUCCGUAUUAUAAGCUAGAUACUUACCGAAACUGAGGUUUUUAAUAGCGUUUUGGUAUUUCUGUUAUUCAUUAGUGAAGUCAUCAGUGAAGUCGUUAGUGAAGUCAUUAGCGAAGUCAUCAGUGAAGUCAUUAGCGAAGUCAUCAGUGAAGUCAUUAGUGAAAACUGGUAAUAUGUCCGUGCUCAUCGAAUCGCUGGGAAAUUGUAUAGUUGUCACGCAUUUCUCUUACAGUUAGUCUGACUGUCGUUAAGCGAAGUGUAUAAAAAGAAAAAAAGCUGCAAAAAAAAAGAAUUUUAACGUUAGGUCGCCACUCGCCAUUUUUUGUAUUUUCCUACUACUUUCAUCUCUUGAACUGUAUUUUUAUAUAAACAUAGAAUAAGUCACACUCCUUAAGUCAUUUCUUGCUUGUAAGAAUAAAAAAGGGAAAAUGGCGGUGUGUUUUUAAACAAUAAAAAUCUUAAGCUGGCCUGGAGGUAUUCCUUUCCUGGAAAUAUAAUAUUCCUUUCCCUGACCAGUAGACGCAAUGAAUUUAUAUAUUUUUUGUCGAACGUCUCAUCCGCCUACAAUAUAGCCAAGGAAAAGUAGCUGCAAGAAAAACCUCGGCACAGGGUCCUAGACGUUAGAAAAUGUUGUCUUGUCAAACAAUUUCAGUAAUUUGGUUCCCAGCCCAGCAUUCCCGUUUUCUAAGUAGCCUCAUAACUUUUUAGUUACCUUCUAAAUUGGAUAAUGAAGAAGUGUGAUUUUGCGAAAGAUAAAUUAUGAGAAACAGUCGUUUUGCGAAGUGUAGGUUUUUUGCGAAAAGUACAUGCUGUGUUGAAGGAAUCAAAUAAUCGCGGCUAACUUUGCUAACUGACGCAUCCAUUUUUUUUUUUGCUAAAGUGAUUUGUGUUUUAUUGCCAAUUGCAAAAAAAUGCAAAUCAGCUUCGCCAAAAGAUAACGCUCCAUUAUGGUAGAAAACAUUUUAUUUUUAAACACACCGCCUUUUUCCAUACUAGAUUUCAUAAUCAAGUUUUUUCACAUUCAUAUCGCUAAAAAGGAACGUGUUAAAAUAAUGUAUUUAUUUAUUCUUAAGAAUAACUAAUGGCUUAACUUUAGCUUCGUCGACAGGGCGCUGAUUUUAAAAAAAAGUAACAUGUGCGUGUUGGACUAUGCGCAGUGGGUUCCGCAGUUGGUCGUUUUACUUCGUGUAACUCAAGUUUCUAUCUUGACAUAUAGAAUCCUAUGAUUGGCUAAAAUAACUAAGAAUUUUCAAGUUUCAGUAUACUAUUCUUUUGCGCAACCUUUCCGGGAAUCUCAUGUGUUUUGAAAAACAAAUUGAAAUGUGGUUUUCUUCAGUAAACCCCGGGCAAAAAUUGUGACAGUAUUUUUUACCUGAAUUGAAACUAGCGCGUUUAGGCGAGGUUUUGUUAACAAAAAAAUAAAUAAUAAUAAUUUCUUUAUUCAGUUAAAAAGGCUAGGUACCCACACAUCGGAAAAAUAAAUACAUAAUUUUGAAAAUUCACAUCCGAAUGUUAUUUUUGGGAAAAGGACACGAUAUGUCAAUGUAGAAACUCGAAGCAAUCCAUCUAAAAAGCAAUAUUGCUAUUUGACAUUUGCGCAUAUAAAAGUAAGUAUUUUUUUUUUAUAUAAGGAAUAAAGAAUAUUGAAUAUUGAAACCAAUUCCUCGUUUGGAAUUAAAAUCAUUUUGUUUUAAAAUACCGUUAACUUAUAACUAAGAGAUCUUUUGCAUAAUGAUGAUGAGAUGUUUAAAUAAACAUUUACGGAUUUUUUUUAUAUUGCACUCCUGACGUAGGUAUGUCGAUUGGCAGCAUGUUUUGCAGAUACGGUACUCGUUUACGGAGUGUUCUGUCACCGAAGUAAUUGAGCAAUGGCAAGAGAUGUCAAAUUGCAGUAUUGUUUUUUAUAUGAAUUCAUUAAAUAGGCCACAUUCUAACUCCCAAGUAUAGUCAUGAGCUAUAUAAUGUACCCACUUUAGGACUCUGUCGCACUAACAUAUUUGACAUUUAGUGAGACUUACAGUUCAAUUUGUCAAAAAAGUUAAUGUGACAUGGUACCAAAGUGUAUACAUAUUAAUGCUCGUUACCGUACAUGGUAACGCCGUUUAAGACCUGAAUACUUGUGUAUUUUGUCGACGGAGCAAUAUAGUAUACAAUAAAUGUAACAUAAUAUAAGUGAUAUUUAAGCCAUACCAUAAGAUUGGUAGCAAACCUGGCGGACAAACAUAAUUUUGUGUUUGUUAGCUCUAAAAUAGCACCGUCCUUCACUUGCGAGAGAAUAUUGGUGUUGCGAGAAAGAGAUGGAGCUAGUUCUAGGAAUAGGGUAGUUUCCGAGUAGUUAGGUGAGUUACUUUUUAAACUAAACGUCAAAACACGAAAUGACAAUCAAAUCAAAAAUUAUUUAUUCGGACCACAUAUAAGAUCCAUAGGGUCAGUAACAAAAACUUAUAUACUAAGUUAGUUUACAAAAUAAGGCAUUACUAUGGCAUUUGUAUGAAGUCAUAGAAAAACGUGAGAAAAUGUCGCACUUUACAUUGUUCUUUAUUAAAAUACAUAAAAAAGUUAAAUAGAAAAAAGAAAACUUUUUUGACACCUUUAGAUCUGUCUUUAUUUAGUACUCAGAAUUCCAUAAUUUAUCUUUGACUUAACUACCCAAUUGUGUCUGAUAGAAUGUGCACCAUUAUACUAGUAACGCCCACAAUUACCCUCUUUAUUUCUUUGUUCUCGUUCCAUUUUUGUUUUGUAUUUUUGUAUUUCCUGUGUGUGAAAUCAAUUAUUUUUUGUUAUGUUGUUCGAAACCAGCAGGCUUAGCACCGUAAGCACGCGACUCUUUCUCGCCGCGACAGAGAUCAUCUGUCUCUUUCUGUGCAGUACUGUGAGAGAGUGACGGGUGACGUAUGGCAGGCGAGAGACUCGCGCGCUUACGGUGCUAAACCCGCUGGCCGAAAUUAAAAAUGCUACCUGUCAAAAGUUGUCAGUUUUGUCCGCUAGGUUUAUGUAAUAAGUAACUGUGGCGCUACUGUUCACGUUAUAUCAUCUGUAGUACUACUUUUAAGUAGGAUAAAGGGUGGUUCUUUCAUCACCGGAAGUCAAUAUUAUUACCGUUAAAAUAUCCAUUUAGAACUUACGUAUGUGACCAACUUACGUAAGACUUUCCUGGGUUUGUUGCUCAAAAUCAAUAUAAAUGGCAUUGUACAGUGUUUUAUUCUCCCUCAUUCAGCGCUUAUCGCUAUCGACCCACUAGGGUCGAUUAAUUCUUUCAAAUAUUUUUCCUCUCAGACGACGCCCUGAGCCGAGGUUCGCGCCCAACUGGGCACCCUCAGGCCUGUUGUCUUAAACGUUGUACCGGGUGAGAGCCUUCAGCGCUCCCCAUUUGUCCGGCCAAGUAGUUAAUGCCAUCUGCGGCAAAUCUACAAUAAGUCACGUCAAAAAAGACUGUUUUAUUCGUUUAACCUUCUAAUUUCACUGUUAACAGUAAUCAUAUCAACCUCCGGUAUUCAAAGACCCACCCGAAAAUAAUAAAAAUAUUAUGUUGUAUGUGUUGUAAACUAUAUCGUAGUUAGCCAUAGAAAUAUGCAAGAAUAAUAAAAAAGUAUCUUUAUUUUUAAUUGGUUACGUUUUACAAUAUGUAUAUGUAGUAAGUUAGCCCUAAGGGGACCCAAAUAUAGCUAAUUAUUAAGUUUA